AUGUCGCGUCAAAUCAAUCAGCCCAUCAACCAAGUCCGACUGACUAAUGUAGCAGUCGUGCGGUUUAACAGGUCGGGCCGACGCUUCGAAAUCGCUUGUUACCGCAACAAGGUAAUGGAUUUCCGCGCGGGUCUGGAGACGGAUCUUUCGGAAGUACUACAGACAGAUCGGAUCUUUACCAACGUUUCGAAAGGAGAAUUCGCUAAAACCAAAGACCUCGAAAAAGCCUUUGGUACACACGACGAGGAAGCGAUCGCCAAGAUUAUCUUGGAACAGGGCAACAGUCUGCAGGUAUCAGAUCUGGAACGUAAUCAACAGAUUCAAAAUACAUUGAGUCAAAUCGCGACGUGGGUGGCCAACAACUGCGUUCAUCCUGACACCUGUCGACCGUAUACAGUUUCACAAAUCAAACACGUAUUGCAAAAAAAUUACGCAGUUCAGACUCACAAGGCAAUCAAGCGACAAUAUUUGGAUGCAGUCAAGUUUUUGAAAGAUGUGAUUCCUAUUGAGCGUGCCAAGAUGGAAUUGUCGCUACAAUACGCACGCGGGGAAGAGUCGAUGGUGGAGGAAGGUCUCAAGGAUAUUCCGCAUCGUCUUAUUAAAGAGUCAAACGAUUCCGCUACGCAGUCGUCCGUUUUCAUAUUACAGGUGGAUCCGUCCAUGUACCGAGCACUAGAUGAACUUGCCAGUCGGCUUCAAAGUGGGAAACUAGAGAUUCUCCAGCAAGUCGUUACUCAACAAGGAAAUGUCGAGCUG
Messenger RNA from Phaeodactylum tricornutum CCAP 1055/1, 756 nucleotides. RefSeq lists its product with no specific name. Lineage: Eukaryota; Bacillariophyta; Bacillariophyceae; Surirellales; Neidiaceae. The transcript has a single exon. The record is from RefSeq and is a predicted model, not a curated record. Gene Ontology annotation, biological process: ribosome biogenesis; cytosolic ribosome assembly. The annotation marks the transcript as partial.